ACAAGUGUGGGAAGCCGUGGAAGACAUAAGCUUUUCCCCUGGUCUUUCAGCUAAGUAGCACCUCUGAGAUGAUGAGUUACUAUAUGGACACAACCAUCGGCAACACAGCCCCUUAUCCUUUGGCUCGCCCUGGAGUGAUGCAAGGUGCCGCCGGCCCCUGUGAGGAUCCCUGGGUGACCUGCGGCUUUCAGUCCGCCUGCUGCCAGCCGAGGACAUGCUGCCCGCUCUGGGAUGAGCCUGCCACGCAAGAAGUGCCCACCGGCCUGGAGCACUACAGCACGGAUAUGGAAUGUGCGGAUGUGCCUUUAUUAACUCCUAGCAGCAAAGAAAUGAUGUCUCAGGCAUUGAAAGCCACCUUCAGUGGCUUCGCAAAAGAGCAACAGCGGCUGGGAAUCCCCAAAGAUCCCCAGCAGUGGACGGAGACACACGUGCGGGACUGGGUGAUGUGGGCGGUGAACGAAUUUAGCCUGAAGGGAGUGGAUUUCCAGAAGUUCUGCAUGAACGGAGCUGCCCUCUGCGCCCUGGGCAAGGAGUGCUUCCUGGAGCUAGCGCCUGACUUUGUGGGAGAUAUCCUUUGGGAACAUCUGGAGAUCUUGCAGAAAGAAGAGGUAAAACCGUACCCAGCAAAUGGAGUGAAUACAACAUAUCCAGAAUCCCGCUAUACUUCAGACUACUUCAUUAGUUAUGGCAUCGAGCACGCACAGUGCGUGCCUCCCUCCGAGUUCUCCGAGCCCAGCUUCAUCACAGAGUCCUACCAGACCCUCCAUCCCAUCAGCUCGGAAGAGCUCCUGUCCCUCAAGUACGAGAACGACUAUCCCUCGGUCAUCCUGCGUGACCCAGUGCAGACAGACUCCCUGCAGACAGACUACUUCACGAUCAAGCAAGAAGUGGUAACGCCAGACAACAUGUGCAUGGGACGUGCCAGUCGAGGUAAACUUGGAGGCCAGGACUCCUUCGAGAGCAUAGAGAGCUACGAUAGCUGCGACCGCCUGACGCAGUCCUGGAGCAGCCAGUCCUCCUUCCAGAGCCUGCAGCGUGUCCCCUCCUAUGACAGCUUUGACUCGGAGGACUACCCCGCCGCCCUGCCCAACCACAAGCCCAAGGGCACCUUCAAGGACUAUGUUCGAGAUCGGGCUGAUAUGAACAAGGACAAGCCUGUCAUUCCUGCUGCUGCCCUUGCUGGCUACACAGGCAGUGGACCCAUCCAACUGUGGCAAUUCCUGCUGGAACUGCUCACUGACAAGUCCUGUCAGUCCUUCAUCAGCUGGACGGGCGAUGGCUGGGAAUUCAAACUUUCUGACCCAGAUGAGGUGGCGAGGCGAUGGGGCAAGAGGAAAAACAAACCCAAGAUGAACUACGAGAAGCUGAGCCGUGGCUUGCGCUACUACUACGACAAGAACAUCAUCCACAAGACGGCCGGGAAACGCUACGUCUACCGUUUUGUCUGCGACCUGCAGAGCCUGCUGGGCUACACGCCCGAGGAGCUCCAUGCUAUGCUGGACGUCAAGCCGGAUGCCGAUGAGUGAAGGUGGCUGGCCGGGGUGGAGGGUCACCCCGUGUCAUCUUGGCGAGUUGAUGGGACUUUUUCUGUUGGUUCUUUUUUAUUUUUGCUGUUCUUUUUGUUGUUCGUUGUUUUUUUUUUUUUUUAAAGGGCAACUCCUAUUUGAUGCUUUGAGGGUGUUGGGAGAGAGGGUGGUGGAAGAAGCAAACUUUUGGCUGAAACCUAAAAAGUUUGGUUCAGAGAAGGAUGGGCUUUUUUUUUUUCCUGAAAGCUCCAAGACAGGCUUUUUUGGGGUGAAAUUCUGAGUUUUAAGAAAGCCAGAAAAAUGUAGCUCACUUAAAAAAAACCCAACCCCUUCCCCAUCCCUUGUUGUUUAGAAAAAAUAUUAUCGAAUGGAUCCCUUCGGUUUUUGUGUUAUUCGCACACAAACUGACAGUUCAGGAAAUGACAGUG
Messenger RNA from Haliaeetus leucocephalus (bald eagle), 1954 nucleotides. It is a transcript of the gene ETS1, whose product is annotated as v-ets avian erythroblastosis virus E26 oncogene homolog 1. The record is from RefSeq and is a predicted model, not a curated record. Gene Ontology annotation, biological process: cell differentiation; regulation of transcription by RNA polymerase II. Bases 69 to 1526 code for a protein of 485 amino acids. Gene Ontology annotation, cellular component: nucleus. The transcript has 10 exons. Gene Ontology annotation, molecular function: DNA-binding transcription factor activity, RNA polymerase II-specific; sequence-specific DNA binding. NCBI's taxonomy places the organism in Eukaryota, Metazoa, Chordata, Aves, Accipitriformes, Accipitridae.